AUAUAAAGUCUUCAUCCCCCUCACUCAAUUGUCAUGGUGUGGUAGGAACAAUAAUCAUAAAACAAGUCACCAUCUGAUCAUAACAUUGAGAAGAUAGAGAAAACUAUUUCAACUCAGAAGUUAUGGGAUGCAUAUUAUCUACCUUUCAAUCCCCUCUCUCUGGUUGGGGAGCAAUAAAGAAGGUUCUUCCAUUGCAGAGUUGGGGAGCAACAACGAGGCCUAAAUUUGUGUUGUUUGGUUCAUCAAUUGUUCAAUACAGUUACUAUGAAGGUUGGGGAGCUACACUUUCUCACUUGUACGCUCGUAAGGCUGAUAUAGUUUUGCGGGGAUAUGCUGCUUGGAAUUCAAGGCGUGCUCUGCAAGUUUUGGAUAAAAUAUUUCCUAAGAAUGCCAUUGAGCAACCAUCAUUGGUGAUUGUGUACUUUGGUGGUAAUGAUUGUACUCAUCCAUUUCCAAGUGGUCUUGGUCCUCAUGUACCAUUGGAGGAAUACGUAGAAAAUAUGAGGAAGAUUGCUAUCCAUAUAAUGAGUCUAUCAGACAAGACUCGAAUUAUAUUGCUCAGUAAUCCUCCCAUCAAUGAGGCACAAAUCAAGAUCAACAUUGAUGACUUUGGGAACCCAAUGAGAACAAAUGAAACAAGUCGAAUAUAUUCAGAAGCGUGUUUGAAUAUGUGUCGUGAGAUGAAAAUAAAGGCCAUUGAUUUGUGGUCUGCAAUUCAGAAAAUAGAUGAUUGGAGAGAUGUUUGUUUCGUUGAUGGAGUUCAUCUAUCAAACAAGGGGAGUGAAAUAGUAACAAAAGAGAUAUUGAAUGUCAUCGAAGAAGCAGAGUGGAAACCAAGUCUAUAUUGGAAGUUAAUGCCAGCUGAAUUUGGAGAAGAUUCUCCUUAUGAUAUGGUUUCUCUUGAUGGGAAGAUAAAUAUUAAUUUCUCCGAUGUGCCUUUUCCUGAUGGUGUAGAGUGGCCUUGAUAUAUUAUUCCAAAUUCAUAGAAUCCUUAUGGAAAUUGUAUGUUCAAUAUUAGAUGGGUGAGCAAAACUUGAUCAUGGUUUUUCACUAUGUGAAUAAUGAAAUUUGUUUUUUUUUUUUAUGGUGGUUUAAUUGAGCCAAUUGUUGUAUCAUUGAUAUUACAUGUUCAUUAAGAAAUGGGUGAACAUAACUUGAUCAUGAAUUUUCACCAUGUGAGUAGUGAAAUUUGACUCAGUAUUUUAAUCGAGCCAUGUUGAUGGAAUA
Molecule: messenger RNA, 1227 nt
Organism: Medicago truncatula (barrel medic)
Lineage: Eukaryota; Viridiplantae; Streptophyta; Magnoliopsida; Fabales; Fabaceae
Product: GDSL esterase/lipase CPRD49
Exons: 7
Coding region: 123-965 (280 amino acids)
Molecular function (GO): hydrolase activity, acting on ester bonds
Source: RefSeq, a predicted model, not a curated record